Messenger RNA from Vespa mandarinia (Asian giant hornet), 1821 nucleotides. RefSeq names its product pre-mRNA-splicing factor 38B. Lineage: Eukaryota; Metazoa; Arthropoda; Insecta; Hymenoptera; Vespidae. The record is from RefSeq and is a predicted model, not a curated record.
CUCCCCCUCCCUCUCUCCCGCCAUCCCUCUCCCUCUCUGUCUCUCUUUAGCACGCUGGAUAUUCUAUUAGAGUUUCUAAUAAAGUCUGUUGUGUUGAUAACUUGUUGGGAAAAAGUUAUUUGUUUAUAAAAACAAAUUUAUAUUUAUUAGGUAUAGAUCAAAACUCAUAAGUCAAGUGCAGUUAUAAAAGUUGAGACUCCAAGAGUCUCACAAUCCAAAUAUGCAAGAAGUAGAAGGUACAGACGGUUCACCAUGGAACAAUUCCAGUGGUUGCGAAGAAGAGCGGAGAUCAAAUCAAAAGGAGGGUAAAAAGUCUAAUGUCUUACCAUUGUGGGGUAACGAAAGAACCAUGAAUCUGAAUCCGUUGAUAUUGACAAACAUUCAAUCUUCGCAUUACUUUAAAGUGAAUUUAUAUGAAUUGAAGACUUAUCACGAAGUAAUAGAUGAAAUUUAUUAUAAAGUAUCACAUUUGGAACCAUGGGAAAAAGGGAGCAGGAAAACGGCAGGCCAAACUGGCAUGUGUGGAGGCCGGUUCAUGCAGGUACGAGGCGUAGGUGCUGGCGGUAUCGUCUCAACAGCUUAUUGCCUUCUGUUUAAACUGUUCACAUUGAGGUUAACCAGGAAGCAAUUGAAUGGUCUAAUUAUUCAUCUGGAUUCACCGUAUAUCCGUGCCUUGGGCUUUAUGUAUAUCAGGUAUACCCAACCGCCAGCAGAUUUGUUCAAUUGGUACAGUGAUUAUUUGGAAGAUGAAGAAGAGGUAGAUGUAAAGGCGGGUGGCGGUCAAGUAAUGAAAAUGGGUGAUAUUUUAAAACAAUUUUUAACGAAAUUGGAAUGGUUUUCCACGCUCUUUCCAAGAAUACCUGUACCUAUACAAAAGGAACUAGAGCAUCGAUUGGCAGAAAGAUUUCCGCAACAAACUAUUAAUGCUCGCAAUGCAAAACCGCCUAUUACGUUAAACAGUCAUGGUAAAUAUAGUAAUAAUAGCACUAGUGGUCAACGAGAUAAUGGAAAUCAGCAACCACGUCAUAUCCCAGACAACGAAGCUCAAUGGGGAGAGGCGGAAAGAGCAAGCCACUGGCGAGCCAGGUCUGACGAAGAUCGUAAGGACAAAUACAGAGAACGAGAGAGAGAACGGGACGCGGAUAGAGACAGAGUUCGAGAACGAGAAAGGGAUAGAGCUCGUGAACGAGAUCGUGAGAGGGAAGGAGGAUACUUUAGGCAUUCGAGUAGUCGCGAUAGAACUCGACGAUCGAGAGAUUACAGAAGUCGUAGUAGAGAUAGAUCGUAUAGAGAUCGGAGUAGGGACCGUCAUCGUGACAAGGAUCGACGCCGAAGGAGUAAAGGUUCCCCAUACGACUAUACCACAGCGCUCGCUCGCGAGAAAGAACGACAACGAAAAGAAUGAGAUUGACGCAUAAAAACACAUUUGCAAAAAAAUCAAUUUGUGUGUGUGUGUGCGUGCGUGCGUGAGCGCGCGUGUGCGUGUGUGCGUAUGUGUGCGUAUGUGUGUGUGUACGUAUGUUUGAUGAUGUGUAUGUAUGACGAUUGCAACGGUGUUAAGGUAAGCAUGCGCGAGUAUAAUAUGCAUAUGCGCAUGUACAUAGAUAUGCGCGUGUGCCUGCUGACCACCAUUGCUGUGCGUCGUCGCGCGCGCAAAUAAAAACGUCUUAAUAUAACUGUGGAAAUGAACACGAUUUAGAGCCGAGCCAUUCUUAGAGCAACAUCUCCAACAACAAAAUAAUAUCCAAAAUUUGAUCCAACUAUGUGCAACACAUGUAGUUUCCAUGUUUUUAUAAAAUAAAUUGUGGAAGACAUCUAUAA